Molecule: messenger RNA, 567 nt
Organism: Notechis scutatus (mainland tiger snake)
Lineage: Eukaryota; Metazoa; Chordata; Lepidosauria; Squamata; Elapidae
Source: RefSeq, a predicted model, not a curated record
GGUUGCCAGGAUGCGCUUCUCCGGUGUUUCCGGUUCCUGGGUUGGUCCCUUCCGAAGAAGAUCAGCAGCAAGAAAGCUUGGCACGAUCACCCUGUGAUCCCAGAGAGCCUCUGCCGCCAAAUCUCCUGGAAGGUAAAAAACAUCCCCGCCGUCUUGCUCCAGUGUUUGGAUCAUCUUCAGUGUCCCCAGGUUUCCAUCCGGAGAGCAGCUACCAUCUUUAUUGGCUGCGUCACUCAAUCGACAGAUCCCGUGGCCAUCACUGAAGAAAACAAGGACUUGAUAUUCAUCUCCCUUUCCAAACUGCAGCACGACCCGGAUCCUUCGGUCCGCAUGGCGGCUAUGGAAGCCAUGCAGAUGGUCCAGGAUGCUUGCGGGGGGCCCUCCAUCGCGCUUCGGAGCCAGACCCACUUCAACUUGGACAGGGAGGAGCGCCUCUUCUCCCAGGGACACUGGGAAGCGCCGGAUCCCUCGCUGACCCAUCGUUGGAAUCCAUCGUCCCCGGUCUCCCAUAGGAUAGUGACUGGCUUCGUCCGGAGGCGGCAGUCAGGGGCUGCACGCCAAACCUGA